CACGACUCGGGUCUUUUCGUUCAGUGUCGCCAUCUGCUUUCUCGUCCUUCUCCAAUCUCCGUGUUGUUGUUCCCGGUGACGCGGCGGAGGUGUAGCCUGACGCGGGCUCUUACGUGUCGGCCAGAAUAAAAGUGGAGCUCCGGAGGCCCGGGAGUGACGAAAGGAGCCUGUAUCGGUAAGGACGGAGUGGUGUCCGGGGCUCAGAGAGACGACACGAAGCCGUAGAAAGUGUCGGUCUGGUCGGGUUCGGCCCGAAGGAAACAAAGAGAUCAUGGCGCCGCUGUGUGUUUGUAGCAGGAUGGAGGGAGGGGAGUCUGCGGCUGUGAGGGAAAACACAGCAAAUGUGUCUCUUUCCCCGUGAAGGAGGGCAGACCGCUGGCGUGUUUAGACAUUAGAAAGUGUGUCAGGAUAUGAGGGUUAAUUCCGUCAGCUGUCAUAUUGCGCCAUAUUAUCACGAAGGUUUGUGUGCACAGAUUUGCGCCGUUUUUUCCUUUACGGUUCAUAGAAAACACUCGCUGUGAUAUGCUGUUAUUUCUCACCCUCUCAGCUGAAUUACAUUUUUCCUUUUUUUCAUAUUACAGUCUAUUUUUUAACAUCUGCUUAUGUAACAUCUGUAACAUGUUGAUGUUUUCAAUUCAUUUUGCGUCAAUAGAAAUCAGCCAUGCAGGCCGUCGUGUUUGGUCGCACGAUGAAAACAUGAAAUAAGAAGGCCUGCAGGUUUAACCCACAGCUUGUCUUUGAAUGAAUUACAAGUUUUAAUUGUUCCCUAUCUCCUGGGAUGUGACAGUAGCCGUAGUGAGGGGGCGUUGCCCGGCCAUGUGGCUGUGCUGUCACACACGGAGCAUCGGAGUGAUUUUUGAAAAGCAGAGGGAGAAAUGUGUAAAGCCAAUCAUGCUGCGGAGAGAAGCUACGCACAGUGUGAGAUCACGGAGCUCCGUGAACAACACGGCCCAGAUCAACUCUCACUACCACCGCCUGAAGACAGACACUAGACAGAUCUGAAGCUCAGAGUUUCUACUUUAAUCAUUAGAAAGAGUAAAACUGAUAAAGUGUGUGGGAAGAAAAUUGUAGUUUCCUUUCAUAAAGUUUACUUUUCUUGUGUAUCAGAGAGAAUGUUGAAUUACAGUGAAAGCCUGAAUUAACGUAAUUAGUGUAUUAGUUUUAAAACAACAGAUAACACCAAGUUUUCUUUUCCUGUAUAUUGACCUUAAAGGGAUAUUCCAGCGUAAAGUUUAAGGGAUAUUCAGUCGUAAAAUAAAGUUAGGGUCAAACACACUGUAACACAGAGUGAGACACCCCAUCGAGAGUUGAAAGUUUCUGACCGUUUGCUUCUCUAGUUAUACCAACUUUAGUAACGACCACAUGAUAGCAAUACAGAGAGCCAAUCGCUCAACCAAAAAGCCACUCUAUAGCCGCAAAUAAUGUUCAGAACAGCACCUAACUUCAUCAACAGUACAUAUAUAUAUAUAUAUAUAUAUAUGUAUAUAUAUAUAUAUAUAUAUAUAUAUAUAUUUAUAUAUAUAUAGGGUCCUAGCCAUAGCACUUCUAAAUUCCAAAUUUACAGCACCAUACAGACAUACAAAGAGAAAAUUAAAGUAUAAAGAAACUUAGAAUUAAGUUAAGAAAAAGAUAUGUACAUAAGUCAUAUUUAUAUGAAAGAAUCAACAUCUAAAUAUUUUAUUCUCUAAAUAUACAAAAAUGAUUUCAUGUUAGUUGUAAAUUAAUUCUGGUCAUCAGGGGGAUUUCCCCAAUUUGCAGACUGCAGGCACACUCCUUAAAGUCAUUUGGCAAUGAAAAUAAUAUAUGAACAAAGUUUCCUCAACAUCACUGCAAGGUCAUUCCCCAUUAAGAAACCUCAGUUUAGAUAGCUGUAAACAGUAAGGUCUGAUAAUAGAAACAGUUCAUCUGAGAAGUAACCAUCCCAAACAGAGGGAAUUGAAAUGUUUUACCAGCUAACAAACAGAAGUGGUGGAUGUAGAGCAGACAUAACAAUCAACUUAUCCUCAAACUGUUAGUGUUAAACACACUGAGGCAAAACCUGCAAAAUACUACAGGAUAUCAUCAAUCCUGAAUAUAAUUAGAUCCAUUUGGUCAAGAAACAUGGACAGUUUACAAAAACCUAAAGGAACUGUGGAUGACUCUGAUCUACAGUUUUGAACUCAGAAAUUUUCAUGAUGAUGUGCAGUUUUUCUUAAGGAUUUAUGAUUGCAAUAGUGUAGAGUGACAGUUGGUACAGUCUUGUGAUAUAUUUAUUACAUUUUCUAUGAAUGUAUUUCUAUUACAUGUUUUCUAUGUAGAUCCUACUGCUGCAUUCCUGUUGAAGUUGAGUUUUAACUGCCUAUCUUUAAAUCUUCACCCUCAGCUUAACAAAUGAAGAUGGAGUCAGCAGCAGAGGCUCAGCAGGGGGCAGAGACUGCUGUGACUGAGACAGAGAACCAGCAGAUCACUCCUGCACAGAUCGCCACCUUAGCACAGGUAAAAGAUGAAAACAGUUUGGAAACUCAAGUUAGAGUAAAAAAAAGAGUAGUUUGAGAUCACAUGGCAGACGCAGAGGUCUUAUCGCUCCUAUAUUUCAGGUUUCCAUGACAACAGGCCACGCCUCAGCCACAGGUCCCACAGUCACGCUGGUUCAGCUGCCCAAUGGACAGACAGUUCAGGUCCAUGGAGUCAUCCAGGCUGCACAACCGUCCGUCAUCCAGUCUCCACAGGUUCAGGCUGUACAGGUGAAAUACACACUCACAAACACACACUCACACACAACCUGUCGACCCUUUCAGGGUUUGUUUUGUGUGUUGUGUAUGCCGCCACUCUUCUUACUUUGUCCUUUUGUUUCAGAUCUCCACUAUAGCAGAGAGUGAGGACUCUCAGGAGUCAGUAGACAGUGUGACUGACUCUCAGAAGCGCAGGGAGAUUCUGUCACGACGCCCUUCAUACAGGUGAGUUAUACGCGAAGUCUGUACAUUUAUAUAGUGUGUAUAUGUCCUGUCUGCAGAUAAGAAUAAGAAUAACUUUAUUAAUCCACGAACGGAAAUUCAAUUGUCUGUUGUCUCACAUAAUAUGUCUCUAAAAGUUAUCUACUAUUUACACAAGAGUUAUAAAGCCUGAUGGCUGUUGGUACAAAAGAUCUUCUGAAUCUUUAUGUCCUGCAGCGAAGAGAGAGGAAGUUAGCAGGUUACUAAAAUAUUCAUGCUCAUUGGACUUUUCAUUUACUGUUCUUUUUACAUCUUUUUCAGAGCACUGAAGUAAAUAUUUCAAAAACUCGACAGGUUAUGAAACUCGAGUCAAAAGUUGUGUUUUGUUUUAUAGUGUAAUGCAGAAUGUUUUUUUUAGCUGUUGACCCAUAUGGAGCAUUAUCAGCUCUUCGUAAUUCACUGAAAUGAAAAAAGAGCCAUGCAUAGACCAGAACCAGAAAUGCAAAUGACUUUUUUCAGACCAAGCCAAUUUGGUAUGGACUGAGAAAAAGUGGAAAACUUUCUACGGUCUAGUAAAUCAUAGUUUAACAUUCUUUUUGCAAACAAGAAUCCAGAAUCUGAUACAGCUUUAAAGCAAGUAUGUGUGAGUGUGUAGGAUGCACAAGUGGCCACAUCACAGGUAGUUUACACACCUGGGGAAGUCCCCUGAUACAACAAAGGAGACCCUGAACUGCUGAGCAGCUGGGAUCCUAUAUCAAGCAAGAAUGGGACGACAUUUGUCUUUGACUCCUGAAACUGGUCUGCUGGGUUUCUAAACAUUCACAGUGUGGUCAAAAGAACCAACAAUAUAAUGAACAGUAUAUUACAGUUCCCAUGUUUGAUGUGUUGUCUUAAUGCUAUUGUCAAUUAAAUAUGAGCUUAAAAUGAUUUGCAAACCAUCAGACUUGUUUUAUGAAUAUUUUACAAAGCGCCCUCAUUUUUCUGGAACUGACUGUGAACACAAGUUCUCUUUUUUGUAAGAGCCAAAAAUAGUAGGAUUGUAGAAAUGAACAUCAUGAGAUGAUAUAAAUCAACAAGACCAGUGUAAAUGUUUUAUUUCCUACCACAUCAGUCCCUGCUGGUUACAUCUGACUCUGUCUCAUUGAUGUUGUCAAUAAAACCUCUACAUUUGUAUUUUCCCCAACAGGAAAAUCCUGAAUGACCUUUCAUCUGACGCUCCAGCAGUCCCUCGAAUCGAGGAGGAAAAGGCAGAGGAGGAUUCAUCGGCUGCAGCAGCCACACCUGCAAUCACCACCGUCACAGUCCCCACACCUAUCUACCAGACCAGCAGUGGACAAUACAGUAAGUGAUAAGAGAUCAAUGGGCGAUACCUGUGACGGCAAGGGAGUGAUGAGAUUUUUGUCAUCACAGUUGGGAUGGUGACCUCCACUCUGUACUCCUUGUUGUACCUGUGAGUGUUAUCAGUGGGUAACAUUUUUAUUGAUCUUUAGGCCUUUCAACUCUCUUCAUACCAAUCUCUUCAAGUUCAGAUCCACAGCUGAAUGAAAAUACUUUGUAACCUGCCGACACAGAACUGAAAACAUCUCUGUCCAGAAGAGACUGUAAAAUAUCUUUUUUCAGUAUUUUGUGCUUUGAAAGAUAAAAACAGAUAAAAGAGAGCAUUCAGAAAAUUGAGAUCACGGUGGACUUAUAUUUGGAGUCUUGGUCUGGUCUGACUGUUGACAGUCUAUUCCUUAACGCAGACCUCUUUGCAAUGAAGUGGCUAAUUGUUUAUUCACAUGUUCAUUGAAGGAGUGAUUUAGCUGCCAGUCGAGUUCAUGACUGGUAAGUUAAUAAUCUAAACAUGAUGCAUCAUGUCUGAACAAGAUGAGUCAUAAGUCAUAAGAGCAGACAAAAACACUGAGAUAUCAGGUCAAUCCAAGUGUCUCUUCAUGGACUGGUAGACAACCAGUCUAAGCUUCGUCAGACGACUAAAGUACACAUGAAUAAUAUUACCAAUCCUAAUUUUAUCCUUCAACCUCUAACUCCAAUUUCCUUCCCUGUCUUCACCAAACUCAUAGUCGCAAUCACACAGGGUGGGGCCAUUCAGCUGGCUAAUAACGGUACAGAUGGAGUUCAGGGCCUUCAGACUCUGACCAUGACCAACGCAGCAGCAGCAGCUCAGCCUGGAGCCACCAUCCUCCAGUACGCACAGACCAGUGACGGCCAGCAGAUACUGGUUCCCAGUAACCAGGUGGUCGUCCAAGGUAAGACAUAGCUCCAGUAAUAUCCUAUAUAUUCGUCAGUUUGGUGAUAUCUAGUUAGUAUUAUGCAUAAAAUAUUCCCAUUUUUGAGCUCCUGGUCAUCGCUCCUUGCUGUCUUUGUUCACAAAGAUUUGUUUCAGUAUUUAACAUCACUAAAUAUUUCAACAGAAAUAAACUUUAACGUCCAAUCUCUGCCAUCAAACCUAUCAGCCGCAUCAGGAGAUGUCCAGGCCUAUCAGAUCCGAGCAGCUCCUGCCAGCACCAUCGCCCCCGGAGUGGUCAUGGCCUCAUCCCCUGCCCUCCCCACCCAGGGUGCUACUGAAGAGGUUACUCGCAAACGAGAGGUCCGCCUCAUGAAGAACAGGUAAUCUAAAAAGAUAGUCUGCUUCUUGAUAUGAUGUUAUUAGUUGCUUUCUUUUAACAGUGAAUUAAUUAGUUCAUUUCUUUUUUCAGAGAGGCAGCUCGUGAAUGUCGCAGGAAGAAGAAGGAGUACGUUAAAUGUUUGGAGAACCGAGUGGCUGUCCUGGAGAACCAAAACAAGACACUAAUCGAAGAACUCAAAGCACUUAAAGACCUUUACUGCCAUAAAUCGGAGUAGUUCCUGUCACCGGUGCAGUGAGCUGGGCUGAGUAGCACUUAAGUUUCUUCAAACACUUCGACUGUUCAAUUCUGCCUGCCUGGCCUUCAGGUUUGCACAGAGCUGGCUCUUUUGAGAAAAUCCCCCCAAUUGAGGUUCUGCCUCCUCUACUUUCUCUUUAGUAGGCUGUCAAUAUGAGAAAAAAAAUUGAAUAACAGCACAUUUUUGCAGAGAGUACUAUAGAAAAUUUCACUCAACGAUUCUAGUAAUUGGGAUUUGCACAGCGCUCCUUGAAAGUUCUGCCUAAAGUAUUCUUACAGUCCUUUUCAGCUUUCUUGAAAGGGUUGAGUCAGCAGGGGACAGUGUGCUGCACACACCUUCCCCUGUAAGCUGGUGUCCCAUUGUUGUAGCUUUGGGUUAUACUCCAAAAGAUACAAGACUCUGUGCACAUUACAUCUGUCUGAGAGGUACUUAGGAUAAGAUAAGAUAGGAUGAGAAGAACUUAAUUGAUCCCCAAAAGGAAGUUCAAUAAAGUUCUUCUAAAGUAUUUGUUGGUCUCACCAUUCCCAUGGUUUUAUGCUACUUGUUUGACCUUAUCUACCUGUUUGAAAUAGUUGUUGAACAGUAGACUAGAGGCUUGAACUUUUGCAUAGCUGGUGCAACCCAGUAUCGGAUUUCUGUCGAUGGUUUAUGGACACCAAUCUGAUUUAAACAAGAGGAAUAUAUUCUCCACGUUCUUAAUUUUAAAGAAUAUUCAGGCCAAAACUAAAACAAACAGAUAGAAAGAAGCAGAUCUGAUUAUAGAUAGUGUUAAGUACACUUCGGUUACGUUUUGUUAUUGAUGUUUUUGCCCUUAGCUCAUUAUUUGUCCAGCAGUUUAUACGGAAGGAUAUUUCUUUAAUCGACAGCCUUAGGCAGCUGCAGUUGAAGCUUUUGAAUAAAUAAUGAACCUCUACCUGGUCAAACAACUGGAAAGGUUGUUGCUUGUAUAUUUGACUCUAUAACUGAUUGGGCACAAAGACGUCAUUUUAUGAGUGUUUUUUAAAGACGCUACCAACUGCCAAACUAAGAGAAAGUCUGAUUGACAACAGACUGUGGACGCAUUUUAGUUAGGCGCCAUGCUUUUAAAUCACCAUAUUUUCUGUCUCUCCGUGACUAAAGGUUGUCAGGGAUGAUUUGAAAUGAGGAUUGUUUGGUGGGGAAAGCCAAGCGUUAGAGAAGAGAGAUUAUUCUGAAUUUUAUUUUUGCAGCUUGGGAGCACAGUGUUUUUAUUUUUGGCCUACAUUCUGCCAAGUUGUAUUGAAAAUGUUUGGAUGUGAAAACAAACGUGAAUGGUAAUAUUUGUAAAAAGAGAAAUUGCUGCCGUAUUAUUAGUUUCUAAUGACAAAGCACAAUUUUCCCUUCUAUUCAGGUGUUUUCAUGUUCAGAAUAAUCGAGGGUUGCUUCUGCGGGUUACUUGACCCCAGAUGUCAACAGUUAACAGAGAAUAAAAUGUUGGAGUGUUGCCAAAAAGAAAAUAUGAAAAAAGAUCCAGGUUGUUUGGAAACGCACAUUGAAUGAGCAAUUCUUAACACUACAGAGCUACACCUUUUAUUAUUUAAUGUAACGUCAAAGUCGAGGUCAAGCGUCCUCUCAUUGUGCCACAGUAAACUGUCAGUUUCCAUGAUAUUUGAGUUAGGUGUUGUGUUGUUUUUGCUUGUCUGUCCACUGAUGGGCAGUACGUGUAUGUGAGAUUGCAGCGCUGCCUGUGAAAAGAAAGCAGGUCGGAUUAUUUGUGAAAUUGAAAAAAAAAUCUACAUCAGCUACAUGAGAAAAAACACUAAAGACAUGGAGACGGGCUGAGAACAGAUUGUUUGUGUUGGACUGUUGUGGGUUUAUGAGAAGAUUCAUGUUUGUAUUGGUGUGUUUAUUUUUUAUAUUACUGUACAUAGGGUCUACAGCAUGUGUAGACGUCAUGUUUUUUUGUUUAUUUGAUAUAAAGUACUGUUCUUAUGACUUUUCAUAUUUGUAAUAUACAUCAGUGUAUAAUAGAAGACAUGUUAUUGUGUAUUCAUGUAAUCUACCAGGCCUACAACCGUCAUGGCAGCUAAGUGUAUGAGAAGAGGCCUUUGUUGGAGAUGUGAUGUUUUGGAGUGCUGUGCAGUUCAGGAUCGACAGUGUUUGUUUGUAGAGAGGAGUGAGUCUGUUGAGAGCAGCUGGGGUCCACAAAAAAUACCAGUUUUUAUAAUUAAAUAUUUUGUUUUUUCAAAAAUCGGCACAGCAAACCCUCACUGGCUUCACACUCAAAGACACAUGAUUAUGUUUUGUACUUAAAUGUCUUUUUUCUGUUUUUUACACCUCUAAAUCAAUCAAAAGAAAGCACAAUUUUACCUCCCAUUAGACCCCUUCUUGUAUUUAUUCUACAUAAACUCUCUUAAUAUUAUUACAGAGCUACAUAUUUUGCAAUUUCACUUUAUUUCCAAUGUUAAAAUCCUUUUUUUAACUUAAUGUCCAACUUAAGUCUUUUUUUCUGUUCAUUUCAUCUCAUAGGUAAGGAAAAAUCUUUUUUUUUCUGCAACAAACUGGACAUCCUCUGUAAAAUGUCCAGCUUUUCUGUUUAUAUUAAGUUACAUUUUAAACCAUCAUGUGUUGACUGUAGCUCUGCCAUAUUUUCCUCCCAAGUUUCCAACAUUUUGAUAUUGUACAGUUUGUAUUUGUUAUGUAUAGAGUAAAAAGAGCUGGAUCAGCAACAGAAGUCACACAGCACCUCAAAGACUCUGGAUAAAUCAUCUCAUUUUGACCCUGAACACAUUAGUAUAAGUUGUAGGUGUAUUUGUUGACACUGCUUUGCUCUCCUCCUGCCUGACACAGAGCAAUCAAAAUGCAUAGUGUAUUUAUUUUAAUGCAUCUCAAAAGACAUCAUGCAGUGUGAAACUGUUGGCCUUGUUAGUAGGCUUGAUAGCAUUCUGAAUUUAUACUAAGAUACUGGUGCCAUGGUGGUGAAAUGUUUACCACGUAGAAAAAAAAAAAUCCACCUCUUGUCAUUCACUCAUCAAGUGCUGGUGCUGAAAAGAAAAACCUGUAAUAACUUUUCUUUUUUGUUGAUUUGAUAUAGUGAGCUCAACUUUGUGAUGUGUUUAUUCAAUAAUCUUACAACGAAACCAAAAGUGUUUUCAUUUCUGUGCCACAAUAGUUUAUACCCAAAGGGCCUCAUUUGUGCAUGAAACAGAUUGUUAUCCCUGUGUGUAAGAGUAUAUAUAAAUAUAUAUAAAUAUAUCAUUUCUAGAACAGUAAUAAUGACUUUUUUCUAACUUUUAACGUAAUCUGUUUAUAUAUUGCCACUUUUACAAGUUAUCAGUCGGAGAUGCCAUGUAUUGUAUAGUAUGUUGUAGAGAAAAGGUCACCAAAUGAUGCGUUUUAAUGUUAUAAAAACUCUACCAGCCCAUUAUUUUCAAGUGCUGUUACUCUGACAUUUCAUCACUCUUUUGUAAACACUUGCUAUGUUGCAAUAAAAUACUCUUGAAGACUGUUAUGUA
Messenger RNA from Xyrichtys novacula (pearly razorfish), 9247 nucleotides. NCBI's taxonomy places the organism in Eukaryota, Metazoa, Chordata, Actinopteri, Labriformes, Labridae. The record is from the annotation of a GenBank genome assembly.